AUGUCCGCCUUCUGCCUGGGCUUGGCCAGCCCCGCUUCAGCACCCGCGGAGCCGGACAGCGCCUGCUGCAUGGAGCUGCCCACCGCGGCCACGGACGCAGUCGGGAGUCCAGCUGCCACCGCCCUGGUCUCCUUCCCUGGAGGCCCCGGGGAUCUGGAACUGGCAUUAGAGGAGGAGCUGGCGCUGCUGGCGGCCGGGGAACGGCCGUCCGACGCCGGGGAGCAUCCCCCAGCAGAGCCCGGGCCUUCGGCUGAGGGAGCUGAACUGCAGCCACCGCCCGCCCAGGACACCGAGCUGCUGUCGGUGAUCCGGCAGAAGGAGAAAGAUCUGGUGUUGGCAGCCCGGCUGGGCAAGGCGCUGCUCGAGAGGAACCAGGACAUGAGCCGGCAGUACGAACAGAUGCACAAGGAGCUGACAGACAAACUGGAGCACUUAGAACAAGAGAAGCAUGAAUUGAGAAGACGAUUUGAGAACCGAGAAGGAGAGUGGGAAGGGCGUGUGUCAGAGCUGGAGAGUGACGUGAAACAGCUUCAGGAUGAGUUGGAGAGGCAGCAAGUCCAUCUACGGGAGGCAGAUCGAGAAAAAACACGAGCUGUCCAGGAAUUAUCUGAACAGAACCAAAGGUUAUUGGAUCAACUCAGCAGGGCAUCAGAAGUUGAGAGACAGCUCUCCAUGCAAGUCCACGCCCUGAGAGAAGACUUUCGGGAGAAAAACUCAUCGACUAACCAGCACAUCAUCCGUCUGGAAAGCCUUCAGGCUGAGAUCAAGAUGCUGUCGGAUCGGAAACGGGAGCUGGAGCUUCGCCUCAGCGCCACCUUAGAGGAAAAUGACCUGCUCCAGGGGACUGUGGAGGAGCUACAGGACCGGGUGCUGAUCCUGGAGAGGCAGGGCCAUGACAAAGACCUGCAGCUGCAUCAAAGCCAGCUGGAGCUCCAGGAGGUGCGCCUCUCCUACCGGCAGCUGCAGGUGAAGGUGGAGGAGCUCACUGAGGAGAGGAGUCUGCAGAGCUCUGCUGCCACCAGCACGUCCCUCCUGUCCGAGAUCGAGCAGAGCAUGGAGGCCGAGGAGCUGGAGCAAGAGAGAGAGCAGCUGAGACUGCAGCUCUGGGAAGCCUACUGCCAGGUCCGCUAUCUCUGCUCACACCUUCGAGGAAACGACAGUGCUGACUCGGCCGUCUCCACGGACUCCUCAAUGGACGAGUCUUCAGAAACCUCGUCUGCCAAGGAUGUGCCAGCCGGCAGCCUGCGCACUGCCCUCAGCGAGCUCAAGAGGCUGAUACAGAGCAUCGUGGAUGGCGUGGAGCCCACGGUGACACUGCUGAGUGUGGAGAUGACUGCACUGAAGGAGGAGAGAGACCGACUCAGAGUGACAUCUGAGGACAAGGAACCGAAGGAGCAGCUUCAGAAGGCCAUCAGGGACCGGGAUGAGGCCAUUGCAAAGAAAAACGCUGUGGAGCUGGAACUCGCCAAGUGCAAGAUGGACAUGAUGUCUCUGAACAGCCAGCUGCUGGACGCCAUCCAGCAGAAGCUGAACCUCUCACAGCAGCUUGAGGCUUGGCAGGAUGACAUGCACAGGGUCAUUGACCGGCAGCUGAUGGACACGCACCUGAAGGAACGGAGCCGGCCUGCGGCUGCCCCCUCCAGGGCCCAUGGCACGGGCCACGGGGACGAGCCCGGCACCACUGAAGGCAAACGGCUCUUCUCAUUCUUCAGGAAAAUCUAAACUGGGAGGAGUCAGGCCAGCGAGGAUGGGUGGACUGGAGGCAACUGAAAGCGGGGCGGGUGUUUGCAUGCACGGGCCUCCCCCCGACCAGGCUCGGGGGCCGCACUGCUGGCCCGCACAGGGGCCGAGUCGUCUGAGAGGGCCCUGCUUGGCCUCUGAAGGCUGUCCUUGAUAGAGGGACAGGCAGGAGCCCUGUGCCCUGCCCAGCCAAGCCCAGCCCGGGCCUCCCGAGGAUCCGCUGUUGUGGAGCAGGGCUCAGGCUGCCUCCAGAGCACCAGCCCCGCCCGUCCCUCGGUGGCUCCCGGGCCCCGCCCCUGGCCCUGCUGCCCUCCUCUUGUGGCAUGUGGGGGACAGGAGAAACAGGCCCUCUCCGCAUGCCUCAGGGCGCCCUUGCUGCUGCCGCUGGCCCGAGCCCCCAGCCCUCCCCAUCCCCUGGCCCAGGGAGGAAGGGGAGGCAGCCCCUCACCCAUGUGCAUGCACCUCUGCCAGGAGCACUUGGUGGGCAGGAGACCCAGCCUGUGGAGCCUGAUGGCCAGGGGGCUCUUCUCUUGCUCUCAGCCACGGUCGGCUCUGUCACGGGCUUGGCUGAGGCCGUCUGAGCCCAGACGGAAGAGGGCCUGCCCCCGGCACCACUGCCCUCCUUCCCCGGCCUCCGCCGGUGCAGGCCUCCCCUCAGCGGGCGGGCCGGCCAGUCUUCCGCCAGGCCCUGGGCGGGCUUCAGCCGUCCCGUCCUUUCCCCUUUGUGGGGCCGGGACUGGGAAGCGCCCCGCUCCCCUCACAUAAUCCACUUCUCGGGUCAGCCAGGCAAGGCCAGGCCCCAGAAUGGCCCCAGAGGGGCCUGCAGUCAUCCACUCUGCCUCAAGGGCAGCGCCGUCACCACGGGGUGGACGCCUCCAGAUACUGCCCCCUCGGCCUGCAGAAGGACGACCCCUGCCACCUGCUGCUCCUGCUCCUUCGGCAGCCACUGCUCCUCCUCUGCUGAGGCCUCACUCAAGGCUCCCAGGCCGAGCAGCCCACAGGCUGCUUCGCAAAGGAUCGUCUCCCUCCCUCACCUGGGAAAAGCACAGCAGGGAUGAGCGGAAAGAAUGUACCUAUAGAUAUGUACAUACCACAGUGCUGUACUUUUGUAUGUAGCAAUCAUGUAAAUACAUGUAUGGAUUUUAUAAUAUACAUAUUAUAUAUACAAAUCUAUAAAGGCAUAUUUUUAGAAAAACAGCGCACCACUGCUUCUUUUGA
Molecule: messenger RNA, 2958 nt
Organism: Pteronotus mesoamericanus
Lineage: Eukaryota; Metazoa; Chordata; Mammalia; Chiroptera; Mormoopidae
Gene: BICDL1
Product: BICD family like cargo adaptor 1
Exons: 9
Coding region: 1-1722 (573 amino acids)
Biological process (GO): Golgi to secretory granule transport; vesicle transport along microtubule
Source: RefSeq, a predicted model, not a curated record